Molecule: messenger RNA, 900 nt
Organism: Botrytis sinoallii
Lineage: Eukaryota; Fungi; Ascomycota; Leotiomycetes; Helotiales; Sclerotiniaceae
Exons: 1
Coding region: 1-900 (299 amino acids)
Source: RefSeq, a predicted model, not a curated record
AUGGAUCGUGCCAAGUCAGCUGUCAGUGAUUUCCUCUCCAAGGAUGGAAAGCAUGAUACCACUGUUCACGAGGUACGAGUUCUUGCCCUUCAGUCGGCAUCUCAGAAAGUGCUAAUGAUUUAUCGCAGGACUAUCAACCCAGCUGUUCAAAAUGAGCACGUAAUCAAGACCCGCCACGAAGAAGCAACUACUGCUAUCGACCGUGAGGUUCAUCAAGAUCACCACCACACUUCAAUUCAACCUAUCCAAGACCGUGAAGUCCUUCCAGAGCAACACUCCCAUCAACUCGGAGCUGUUGAGCACCGCAACAUCAAGCACGGAGAUGACAAUCAGAUUCAGGAACGUCUCGCUGCUGAACAAGCCCAAUUCAAGAACACCAGAACUGUCGGAGAGACUCAACACACCGCAGCCAAAGGUGCCACCGUUGCUGGUGAGCAUGUCCAUCACCACGUCCACGAGACCAUUCAACCAGUCAUCGAGAAGGAGACUGUUCAACCAUCCGUUGUCCACACCACCAUUCCAGUCCAUGAGGUUCAUCAAAACGAGGCUAAGCACCACACUGCCACCGCUCUCCCAGCUGUCAGCAUGAGCGAGUUCAGAUCUCAAGGAGGUUCUUUAGGAGGACGUGAGGAGCGCACUGAUGCUUUCAAGGGUGAGCCAAAGUCUGUUGGUGGCACUCUUGGAGGCGAGGGUGCCAGGGGCACUACCUCUUUGACUGAGGGAGAAGGUAUCCAUACUGGCGCUCACACCGGUACUGGUAUCGCCUCUACUACUGCUGGUACUGCCCACCACACUACCUCCCACUCUUCAACUGAGUCCCACAAGAAGCCUAGCUUGAUGGACAAGCUCAACCCAAAGGUCGAUGCCGAUGGUGAUGGAAAGGCUGGUUUCAUGAAAUAG